UCAAAACCAUUCCCAAUUUUCCAUUGUAGUGCCUCCCUCCUCCCAGAAAACUCACUUGAGAUUGGGUUUAGGGUUUGGUGAAUCACAAAUGUUGGGAAAGGGAAGGAAAGUUUCCGGUCGCGGCGAGACCGUGGCGGCGAACUACGCGUUUGGGCCGCAUGAAGACGACAUAAUCAUCAAGCACCGACUUCUGACCCGCACCACCACCACAAGAGGCGAACCGCCGUUGAAGAAGCUCCAGAAGAAGUUCACUUCCCUCUUCGUCGAGCUCGACAAGGACGAUGACAACUACGCCGACUGCGACAAGCUCGCCAGAGCCUUCCUUCAAGAGCUCUCCACCUUCGAGAUUCCCCUCCUCAAGAGCAAAGCGGUCGUGGACGCCAAUCUGAGAGAGAAGCACAACUUCGAUGAGCUGCGGGAGGAGAUUAACCGGCAGAUUCUGCAGGCGCAGACCGACAUUGAAACGCUUAAGAAGCAACUGGAGGAGGCUAAGAUUGAGAGGCGGCAUAAGGAGGAGUGCGAGGCCAUUCGGAGGUUGAUUGCUAUGCAGCCGCCUCGGUCUCAGACGCUCAAGAUCAUAUCGGAUUUGGAGAAGGAGAUUGCGGCUUUGGAUUCGGAGAAUACUGCCAGUUCAAGGAUGCUGGAGCUUCGUAAGAAGCAGUUUGCUCUGCUCUUACAUGUGGUGGAUGAGUUGCAGACUACUAUAGAGGAAGAGCAGAAGAGUUUAAUUGAGGAGAAGGAGCAGAGAGGGGGGAUGGAGGAUGCAAAUGGAGGACCGGAACCAAUGCAUGUUGAUUAAGGGUGUACAAUGCAUCUCAGAUUUAUAAUUUGUCUUAGGUGGAUCAGUUGCAGGCUACCACAGAGGGAGAGCAGAAGAAUUUAAUUGAGGAGAAAGAGCACAAGUAUGCACUGGAGAAGUAGGGCUUGAAACUGAUGCCUGUUGAUUACAAGUGUAUGAGAGCAUCUUGGAUUUGUAAUUGUAAGAUUCUAUGCUCAUAAGUUCUACUGAUGAAAUCAUCUACAUCCCGAUUUUUUGUAACAGGCAUACAAGAGAAUAUAAGUUUCCUGCCCUGCAGUUGUAGUAAGUAAGCAAUAUUUUAAAAUUCGUAACUUUUAAGUAAUCGGUAGAAUUUCUUGCACACCUGCAUUAACAUGUUCAGAUGUUGAAUAUAAUAUUGGCAAAACUUUUCUUCUGUUA
Molecule: messenger RNA, 1198 nt
Organism: Rosa rugosa (rugosa rose)
Lineage: Eukaryota; Viridiplantae; Streptophyta; Magnoliopsida; Rosales; Rosaceae
Product: THO complex subunit 7A
Exons: 3
Coding region: 89-799 (236 amino acids)
Biological process (GO): mRNA processing; mRNA export from nucleus
Cellular component (GO): THO complex part of transcription export complex
Source: RefSeq, a predicted model, not a curated record